Messenger RNA from Hermetia illucens (black soldier fly), 1856 nucleotides. RefSeq names its product putative glycerol kinase 5. Bases 185 to 1768 code for a protein of 527 amino acids. Lineage: Eukaryota; Metazoa; Arthropoda; Insecta; Diptera; Stratiomyidae. The transcript is spliced from 9 exons. Gene Ontology annotation, molecular function: glycerol kinase activity. The record is from RefSeq and is a predicted model, not a curated record. Gene Ontology annotation, biological process: triglyceride metabolic process; glycerol-3-phosphate biosynthetic process; glycerol metabolic process. Gene Ontology annotation, cellular component: mitochondrion.
AAAUAGUGGUGGGAAUUGUUGCUAUCUGAUAACAGCUCUUCAGCUAGUCGACAUGUACUUUGAUAAGUGCGUUUCACUAGAAUAUGUGCACAACGCCUAAGGCCCCUGGGUAGUAGCUUUCUCAGUGGAACUUGAGUGUGACCGAAGUUGAAAGUGAUGACCGGUGAACUUUGAUACGUGCAAAAUGGGAAGUGAUAAAUACAUUGCGUCCCUUGAUGUUGGGACAACAACGAUUCGUUGUUUUAUAUUCGAUACAGAUUUGAAGAUCAGAGGAGCCGCUACUGAAAGGGUUCACUUGCUCAACCCGCAGCCAGGAUACUUCGAAAUAGAUCCCACUGAUCUCUGGGAAUCAAUAGUAGUUGCAAUAACUAAUGCCAUAAGAGAAGCUAGACUUACGGCCGCAGAUAUUACGUGCCUCGGAAUUUCAACUCAGCGCUGUUCAUUCAUAACAUGGGACAAAGAUACCGAAGAAUAUUUCCAUAAUUUUAUAACAUGGAAGGACUUGCGUGCCGAUUCCCUUGUGAAGCAAUGGAAUUCGAGCAUUCGGCUCAGACUAUUGAAUAGUGCGGCGUACGUCUUGUACCUUAUCACAAGAAGUAAACGAUUUUUAGCGGGCGCCCUUUUAAAGUUGAUGAAUGGUCAGAUUACCUUGCGGUUACUGUGGCAAAUGAAAAACAAUGAGAAACUGAAAAGUGCAAUAGAACGCAAAACGGCUCUUUGUGGAACUUUAGACUCAUGGCUUCUGUACAAACUCAGAAAGGUCCGGGGUUCGAAGGAAGCGGUAGAACAUAUAAGCGAUAUUACAUCGUGCACGGCGACGGGAUUGUAUGAUCCAUUUACACUGGGCUGGGCAGGAUGGGCGCUGAAUAUGUUUUCUAUAAAUCCAGAAAUUUUGCCGCGAGUAGUAGAAAGUAAUUACAACUUUGGUUAUGUGCACGAAUCAAUCUUUGGAGCACGAAUUAGGAUAACUUGCUCGAUGAGUGAUCAGUCUUGCUCUCUAUGGGGAUCGAAUUGCUUCGCUGAUGGCGAUAUAAAAAUGACACUUGGCACAGGAUCCUUUAUGAAUGUGUACACAAAUAAAUAUUGUCAUGCUUCGGUGCAUGGGCUUUAUCCUUUAGUAGCGUGGCAGUUUAGACGAAAUGGAGUGAAUGAUACAGUUUUUUGUAUUGAGGGGUCGGUGAAUGACACCGGUUCGAUGAUAAAUUGGGCAAUCAAUUUUGGACUUUUUGAUGACCCGGCAAGAUCAUCCAGUAUUGCUGAAUCCGUUCCCGAUUCAGACGGUGUCUACUUUAUACCUGCUUUCAGUGGACUUGGACCUCCAAUAAACGAUAUACAGGCUGGUACUGGGUUUAUCGGACUGCGAUCAUCUACGAGACAACCACAUCUAGUUCGGGCUCUACUCGAAAGCAUCGCCUUUCGCAUAGCUCAAUUGUUCUACUGUACAUCAUCGGAAACUAAUUACAAAUUCUCUCGCAUCAAAGUCGAUGGUGGAGUAUCUAAAAACGACUUUCUAUGUCAAACUCUAGCGGAUAUUACAGGAGUAAGAGUGGAACGCAGCAAAUUUUCAGAAUCAAGUGCCUUGGGAGCUGCAUUCGUUGCAGGCUUGAAUGCAAAUAUUUGGCCAUCACAAACGCAUCUAGAAAAAUUCUAUAGUAUCGAUAAAGUGUUUUUGCCAAGAGAAGAAAUGAAAUGUAAAUAUAUGCAGCUUAUUGGAGAAUGGGAGCAGGCUGUGGAACGUUUUAAAAAGUGGUAUGUUGGUGCUAAAUAAUGGAUUUUUACUUUGUAUUAUAAUUUGUUUCCAACUUUUCUGAAGCGUCUUAAGAAAAAUCUUUUAUAUAUUGUUCGCAAUGAUGCCU